Messenger RNA from Bacidia gigantensis, 543 nucleotides. RefSeq lists its product as uncharacterized. The transcript is spliced from 2 exons. The record is from RefSeq and is a predicted model, not a curated record. NCBI's taxonomy places the organism in Eukaryota, Fungi, Ascomycota, Lecanoromycetes, Lecanorales, Ramalinaceae. The coding region runs from base 1 to 543 and encodes 180 amino acids. Gene Ontology annotation, molecular function: oxidoreductase activity.
AUGUCCGUCUCAUAUGACAACAAGGAUUUGAAGACAUCAAUGUUUUUCAUCGAGCGACAAUCGCGACAUAUUCAAGAGAAACCAUAUGCAUUUCGUUACGCCGCGGACGUAGACAUUCCCAAAACGAACUUCGAUCUUAAAGAGCACAGUGGUAUCGCAGUCACAAACAUCAGAGAUGAUAUCAAAAACUUCACCGUCGAAAAGAAUGGAUUCUCCAUAAUUGAAUUUGAAGAGGAAAUUUCAUACCUAGAGUACUUCGAUAGUGUGGAAGUCGACCGGUAUCUUCGACAACUCGAGAGGGUUCUCCAAGCUCAUUUACGAGCUUCUAUGGUCCGAGUUUUCAGGCAUGCAGUUCGUCAGUACUGGCUCAUUAAGCUUUUUCCCGUUUAUAAUGAUCGUGACCUAGACUCUACGCCUGAAGAAACCGCGAGGUUGAUCAAAGGUCUCUACACAGAGGAAGCUGACCGUCUUUUGGGGAAGAGGUUUCAAUGGAUAAAGUGCGCCGAGCAGCACCUGUCAUCCUUGACUGCGGCAAGUUUCUAA